UUCAGUCCAUUCUUCCUCUUAUAAGUUCCCCAUUUCACUCGAUUUCUUCUCAACCAAAUUCCAGGAAAAUCAGAAGUUUCCCCAUUGGCCUCACUUUCUUGUGCAUUUGAAAAUUCGGUCAGUGCAAUGACGAGAUGUUUGUGUUGUUGGAUUGAAGUUGCGCCUGCCCUUGUCAUUUCCCCGGUGAGAAUUUGCGCUUCUCCCAGUCUGGAAACGAUUAAAGAAGAUGAAGCUGAGGAAUAUGAUGAUUAAUGAAAGCAGAACUUUGUUUAGAUUGUUUUCUGUCAUUUCUUCUUUCAUGAAAUUCUGUGAUAGCUAGACCUUGAUCUUUGAUUUUUUUUUUUUUUAAUAGUUGAAUCUAACUGUUUGAUAAAGUGCCCCUUUCAUUUUAUUUCAAUGUAGCUCAAGUUGUGUUUGUUGUAAUAGUAUUUGAAGUGGAAGGUGAAAUUAUAGAUGUGGGUUAUAAGAAAAA
Messenger RNA from Mangifera indica (mango), 472 nucleotides. RefSeq lists its product as uncharacterized. The transcript has a single exon. Bases 127 to 252 code for a protein of 41 amino acids. The record is from RefSeq and is a predicted model, not a curated record. NCBI's taxonomy places the organism in Eukaryota, Viridiplantae, Streptophyta, Magnoliopsida, Sapindales, Anacardiaceae.